Cadophora gregata is the source of this 555-nucleotide messenger RNA. RefSeq lists its product as uncharacterized. Bases 1 to 555 code for a protein of 184 amino acids. The record is from RefSeq and is a predicted model, not a curated record. Lineage: Eukaryota; Fungi; Ascomycota; Leotiomycetes; Helotiales; Ploettnerulaceae. The transcript has a single exon.
AUGGCUAAGCAAAUCGACGGUGACGUACUUCUCAUUAUUGAUGGGCUAGAUGAGAUUGAAGACCGUCGUGCGGACACUAUAGAACUUCUGAGAAGCUUGUGGGGUGAUGUCUCGCCCAAGGUUGAUAAUUCGCUGGUGUCACCAGACACGCUAGGCUUUGCUCCUGCUCUGGAUACUCCACCAGAACUUGUCACUCACGGAUCGCUACAACAUGCUGGAAAUAGCCCAUCUUCUAUCUAUGCCCAUGUAGAGCAAUCAGUAGCUCUAAUUUCGGGAGACACUGCACAUUCUGCUUUGUCGUUCGAUACAACGGCUUCGACUCCGUUCGACAACCCUCACAUCAAGUUACUGUUCGUCAGCCGGACACAGAGGGACAUUGAGUCCAGACUGCACGACUUCGAGCACCAAAAGAUUGAAGCUAGAGAAGUCGAUUUGCUUCUAUAUGUAGCCUCCGAGAUUGACCAUCGAAUUACCAGACGACAAUUGAGGUUUUCGGACAGGAUGUUGAAGGAGGAGAUCAUGGAUGGUUUAGUGAGUAAUGCGCAAGGCGUGUAA